AUGAAAUCAACUACCCAUUCAUGGGCAAUCGUUUCCACCCCAUUUAUUUGCUUAACCCGUAGAAGUUUCUCGAGCUCCACAGCUCUACAAACUGUCGUCAGCAAGCUACCUGCGCGCAAUCCGAUUUACAAUUUCCUUCCCGAAACUCAGAAUCCUAACAACCUUGUUUCUCUCGUGUGCUCCUCGCUCAAGCACAACGAUCAUUCCGUUUGGGACCAUCUCCGGGAGCAGGGGCUGUUCAGUCAUUUCACCGUCCAUGAGUUCUCGAGGGUUCUGCUGCGAUGCCAGUCUGAUUCGUCCGCGGCCCUCACUUUCUUCAAUUGGGUAAGGUACCAAAUGGGUUUUGAACCUGGUGUCCUGAAUCGCUGCACUAUGGUUCACAUUUUAGUGUGGUCUAAAGAUUUUAAGCAAGCUAUGAAGAUGCUGCUGCAAUUAGUUCGUUUGAAUGAAAAUAGAAAUGGGAGUGUUGAAAGAAAAUUGAAUUUGUUCCAGAGCUUGCUCUCAUGUACCGAUGACUGUAACUGGGACCCCGUUGUGUUUGACAUGCUCAUCAAGGCUUAUCUCAGGGUGGGCAUGGUUGGAGAGGGUUUUCGAGCAUUUAAGAAAAUGAUUAGGCUGGGGUUCAUUCCAAGCAUUGUUACUGUUAACUAUCUUCUGAACGGGCUGUCGAAGAUGAGUUAUGCAGGAAAAUGUUGGGAAAUUUAUGAAGAGAUGAGGAAUAUUGAGUUACAACCCAACACGUGUACGUUUAACAUAUUGACUUACGUCUUGUGCAAGGAGGGUAAUGUGGAUAAUGUGAACAAAUUCUUGGAGCGUAUGGAGGAAGAAGGAUUCGACCCGGAUAUUGUAACAUAUAAUAUGCUCAUUGAUAGGUAUUGCAAGAAUGGGAGGUUGAAGGAUGCGACGUAUUUGUAUAAUAUCAUGUGUGCAAGAGGUUUCAUACCUGAUUUGAUCACCUAUACGGCCUUGAUGAAUGGGUUAUGUAAGGGAGGUUGCGUGAGAGAGGCUCAUCGAUUGUUCCAUCUGAUGGUUCGUAAAGGGUUAGUGCCCGAUGCUGUUUCGUACAAUACACUAAUCUAUGGAUAUUCCAAAGAAGGGAUGAUGCAAGAGGCAAGAUACGUAUUAUUUGACAUGAUUGGGAACAGAGUAUGUCCUGAUAAUUUUACUUGUCAGAUGUUGAUAAAAGGAUAUCAAAAUAUGGAUAGAAUGAUAUCUGCACUGAAUCUUGUGGUGGAGCUCACGAGGUUUGGUGUUAUGAUUUCCCGAGACACACAUAUUUUCUUGACGGUUGCUUUAUGUAAGGACAAUAGGCCAUUUGCGGCAAAAUCUCUCAUGGAGCAGAUGUCGAGAAAUGGUUACGAACCGAGUGAGGAGCUGUACAAUGAGUUGAUUGAUUCUCUUUGUAGAAGCAAAUUUGUGAAGGACGCAUUAGAGCUGAAAGUGGAGAUGGUGACAAAGGGUUUGAAGCCUAGUUUGAGUGCAUAUAGAGCUAUUAUUGGAGGUUUGUGUGAAUUAAGCAAAAGCGUAGAGGCUUUGUCCUUGAUGCAAGAGAUGGUUGAAUCUGGUUUGCCAUUAGAUGUUUGUAUCUGCAGAGCUUUAGUGAAUGGGCUGUGUAAAGAGAGAAAUCUUUUAGAAGCAGAAUCACUUCUAAGCUUUUGGGCCAUAAAGUUCCAGAUUUUUGAUGGAGAAUGCUACAAUGCACUUAUUAGGAUACUCUCUGAGGAAGGUAACCCGUCACAAUUAAUGGAAUUCCAAGAUAGGAUGGCAAAAUCAGGAUUUGUUCCAAAUAGUCUUACGUGCAAGUAUGUAAUAAAUGGAAUGUGGAAAGCAAUGGGAGCACAGAGUCAGGAGCUUCUGGUGGAAUAA
This is a messenger RNA of Striga hermonthica, 1866 nucleotides long. Lineage: Eukaryota; Viridiplantae; Streptophyta; Magnoliopsida; Lamiales; Orobanchaceae. The record is from the annotation of a GenBank genome assembly.